AUGGCGCCACCGUCAGCGCCCUUCGGGGACACGGUGGUGCGCGAGGACUUCUCUCUCGCCGCCACCGUGUUCCUGUUGCUGGAGGACCUGCACAUCGGCGAGUGCACGCUCACUGCAAGUAUGAGCAUCACGUCGGACACCAGGGCUCGCCUCAAACACCUCCGCUUCACCGACGUCAGCUUGUUCCGCUUACGCGCACCCAAGCUGGCGGUGUUCGAGUGGCGAUGCUGCUAUGCUGACGAGGUGCGCAUUGAGGCCGUGGGCCGCCUCUCCGAUGUCACCAUCGAGGUUGACGCUGGUAGGACGCGCACGCCGACUCCGAUUGGCACGGAACCCAAGUACGUGACAAUACAACAACGUGACAAACUUGUGACCGACAUCCUUCAAGGGCUUAUGCCUAGGCUGUAG
Miscanthus lutarioriparius is the source of this 408-nucleotide messenger RNA. The record is from the annotation of a GenBank genome assembly. Lineage: Eukaryota; Viridiplantae; Streptophyta; Magnoliopsida; Poales; Poaceae.